Erythranthe guttata (spotted monkey flower) is the source of this 918-nucleotide messenger RNA. It is a transcript of the gene BAC2, whose product is annotated as Mitochondrial substrate carrier family protein. NCBI's taxonomy places the organism in Eukaryota, Viridiplantae, Streptophyta, Magnoliopsida, Lamiales, Phrymaceae. The record is from RefSeq and is a predicted model, not a curated record. Gene Ontology annotation, molecular function: transmembrane transporter activity. Gene Ontology annotation, biological process: transmembrane transport.
AUGGAUUUCUGGCCGGAGUUUCUAGGAAGCAGCUGGGGGAGGGAGUUUGUUGCCGGAGGAGUCGGCGGCACCGCCGGCGUUCUGGCCGGGUAUCCGCUCGACACCGUGAGAAUCCGGCAGCAGCAUUCGAGCGAAGGGUCUGCUUUUGCAAUACUCCGCCGCCUCGUCGCCGUGGAAGGACCCUCCGCCCUCUACCGUGGCAUGGUUGCUCCCUUGGCUUCCGUCACUUUCCAGAACGCCAUCGCUUUCCAAACAUACGCCAUACUGUCACGAGCAUUCGACACCACCACCACCGCCGCCGCCAUGAAAGAUCCUCCGUCGUACCGAGCUGUCGCUCUGGGCGGAAUCGGCACCGGAGCGAUACAAAGCCUAGUUCUAAGCCCAGUCGAGCUAAUCAAAAUCCGCCUACAGCUCCAAAAUACGAACCAAACCAUCCACCACACCGGCCCACUAACCCUAACCAGAAGCAUAUUCCAAACCCAAGGCUGGAAAGGAAUAUACCGCGGAUUAUUCAUCACCAUCCUACGAGACGCGCCGGCACACGGUGCCUACUUCUGGACCUACGAGUACAUGAGAGAGAAGUUCCACCCGGGGUGUCGGAAAAACGGGAACGAGGGUUUCCGGACAAUGCUUCUUGCCGGUGGACUAGCCGGAGUUGCCAGCUGGAUCUGUUGUUACCCGUUGGAUGUGAUCAAGACUAGGAUUCAAGCUCAAGUGGGCCCGCAUUCAUGUCCUGGCAUUGUUGAUUGUUUUAGGGCAAGUGUGGAGAGAGAAGGGUACUGUGUGUUGUGGCGGGGUUUGGGUACGGCGGUGGCUCGGGCGUUCGUCGUGAAUGGGGCCGUCUUUACGGCUUAUGAGAUGGCCCUCCGAUGUAUAUAUAUACGACAAUAAAAGAUAGAGAACUAUUUUUAUUCUUAA